AUAAGCAUGCCUGCGACACGGUUUUGUAUUUGUAUAUCCACAUUUCGAGUGAUAAAACUACAUGUCGCCUAUCGAUCUUCUCCUCCCUCUCUGCCACUUUUUGGCGGGAAUAUAGAAAUCAGGUAGGUCAUCUAUCAAACAAAUACAUAGGACAGAGGAGAGCCCCCGCAAAUAUGAACCCAUCAAGACCCAUCACCCCUUUCAGGCUAGCCUCUCUUCUUCGUCUCCAAAAAGACCCUAAACUCGCUCUCCAACUCUUUAAAAAUCCAAACCCAAAAACCCCUGCGAAACCCUUUCGCUACUCUCUUCUCUCUUAUGACCUCAUCAUUACCAAGCUUGGCCGUGCUAAAAUGUUCAAUGAAAUGCAAGAAAUCCUUGCCCAACUCAAAGAAGAAACCCUUUUCACCCCUAAAGAGGCUUUCUUUUGCGACAUAAUCAAUUUCUAUGGCCGUGCUCGCCUCCAUGAAAGUGCACUCAAACUGUUCGAUGAAUUGCCUUCGUUUCGUGUCCAAAGGACUGUAAAAUCGUAUAAUUCCUUGCUCAGUGUAUUCUUGAUGUGCAAGGAUUUUGAUAAAAUGAGGGAACUUUUUGAGGGUAUCGAGAAAUUGGGGAAAGCAGAUGCUUGUACGUAUAAUUUAUUGAUUCGUGGGUUUUGUGCGAGUGGGAGAUUAGAUGAUGCGUCCAAGGUGUUUGAUGAAAUGACUAAUAGAGGUGUUAGUCCUAAUGUGAUUACAUUUGGUAAUUUGAUUUAUGGGUUUUGUUUGCAUUUGAGGUUGAAGGAGGCUUUUAAGCUGAAGACGGAUAUGGUUAAGGUCUAUAAGGUGUAUCCUAAUGCUUAUAUUUAUGCGUCAUUGAUUAAGGGGGUUUGUAAGAAUGGCGAGUUAAGUUUAGCUUUUAGGCUUAAGGAGGAGAUGUUUAGAAAAAGAAUUGAGUUGGAUUCAGCAAUUUAUUCUACUUUGAUUAGCGGGCUUUUUAAGGCUGGGAGAAAGGAAGAGGCUUUAGGUGUUUGGGAGGACAUGAAAGAACGUGGGUACAAACCCGAUACUGUAACUUACAAUGUGAUUAUUAAUUUGUUUUGUAAGGAUAAGGAUUUUGAAGCAGCUUAUAGAUUGUUGGAUGAGAUGGUGGAGAAAGGGUGUAAGCCUGAUGUUAUCAGCUACAAUGUGAUACUUCGAGAACUGUUUGAAGAAGGGAAAAGGGGUGAAGCAAAUGAUUUAUUUGAAGAUAUGCCAAGACGUGGCUGUGCUCCUGAUGUUGUUUCCUAUAGGAUUCUUUUUGACGGGUUUUGCAAUGGGAUGCAGUUCAAGGAAGCAGCAUUUAUUUUGGAUGAAAUGAUUUUCAAGGGUUUUGUUCCUUGUUCUGCCAGUAUAUGCAAGUUUGUUAAUAGGUUGUGUGAGGGAAACAAUGAAGAUUUGUUAAGGUCAGCUUUUAAUACUCUGGAAAAGGGAAAACUUGUCAAUGUAGAUUUAUGGAGGAUGGCUGUUGCCAUGGUAUUCAAGGAUGAUAAACUCUCUAGUUCAUUUAACCUCGUUGAUAGUUUGAUAGAUGUUAUGAACUGACACCAGGACAAUAAUAUUCUAUUCAGUUAUUUCUGAUGAGGCACGUAAUUGAUUUAAUUUCUUCUUAUGUGA
Molecule: messenger RNA, 1631 nt
Organism: Populus nigra (black poplar)
Lineage: Eukaryota; Viridiplantae; Streptophyta; Magnoliopsida; Malpighiales; Salicaceae
Product: putative pentatricopeptide repeat-containing protein At1g53330
Exons: 1
Coding region: 174-1559 (461 amino acids)
Molecular function (GO): protein binding
Source: RefSeq, a predicted model, not a curated record